ACGCGAGGUCGAAGGCAUAGGGUAUGUGGGGGACCCUAGCUAGAUGCUUUGUCUGACUGCCCCUAAGCACGGCCCUUCGUGAUGUACACACCUGUUCAACUUUCUCUUUCUGAAUGCCCUUGUCCCUUUCCGCUCCUCUUAUUUCUCCAUCCCGAAUAUUAUCAGAUCUACUUUGUUGCCAUGAAAAGUGCUAUCGAUAAGACGUAUCUUUCGCCUGUUCUAUAAGGCUGCUCUUUUUGAAGUUACAGAAUUAAAAAAAAAAAACCCACACACAAACUGCUGCAUAACUACUUAAAGGGAAGCAAGUCCUACGUGAGAUGUUCGCAUUCUGAGUUGUCUCCCAUGGUAGCGAUGUGUGCGAAGUUUUAAAAGAUGUAUUAGAAACUGGCUGUUUAACAAAGAAGCGAGCGUUUACCACAACUUCACUGGCUUUAUACACUACACCUGUUCACAGAAGCAAUAAGCACAUUUUAUUCGACUGUAGCAAACGAUUUAAUGGUAUUUUGUGUGUGUUGAGUUAAAAGACUUGGAAACCACAGCGCUGUCUGCUCGACUUCUUGGAACUUAAUGACAACUGGACACCAGUGAGUACAACAACUGUACAGCGCUUUGUAUUAUUAGCAGCUUGACAACUAAUCAUCUCACCGGCAUGUCCGACAACAAAGAUGAGUUUAAGUGAUUGGGGUUAUGUUGCCAUUGCCAUUAGAGCGGCCUCGAUUCCAGAAGUCGUGAAAGAUAUAGCUUGGCAUAAUUUUUCGACAUAUUUUAUGUCUCUCUUUACCCAAUGAGCCAUGUGUCAGACCGAGAGAAUCAUUUCUGGUAAUAUGACUUAAAGAAUAAAACUUGUAGUACCCCGCACCAUAGAAAAAAAAUCCACAGAGUUAAACGAGAGAAAAAUUUCACUGACAAAGUUCUCUGCCCCUUUCUUAGCCUCGGGCCAGACCUUUCUGUACCCUAUUCUCGUCAGGAUAUCAUAUAUAAAUAUACUGUGUUGUGGGAGAGAGAAAUUAUUUCAACACGUAUACGUAUAUAUCUAUCUAUAUAUUGUUAGUAUGAGCUCUGUCUGGAAUUCCCCUUGUUAGCAGCACUCAACUGUAUGCCAAACUACAAAAUGCUCCACUCCCCUGUGCACAAUGGACCCUACCCAAGCCUCUCUCUCUUCUGUUCAAUGCACCCAACCGACCUAUGACCUACUGCCGUUACUUCUACGUUCUGACCAACGACUGACAUGAUUUGAAAGCAAAUGGUCUCUAACAGUUCCUAGCCUCUUGCUUCACUGUAUCGUAGGGACGACUGUAAACCAACUUGUGUCUCAGCUGUGAAACUCUCCGCCGAACAUUCAGCGGACUGUCCGUGUAGCCUGGAGAAUAACACAUGGUGUGUUCGCAGAAGUGGUCGAGCGUGACAUGGCCGCCCCUGCCUGAGGAGAAGCCGCCUCGAUUAUCCGGUUUUUGGUAAAUAACCUUGGGCUGAGUCUCAGAAGAUUAAGGAGCUGAGGACGUGUGCAGUUUCACUCAGACAGUUCUUUAACAAUUCAACAAGAAAAAAUGAAUGUAAUGUUAGAAGAGGAAGCUAUGUCUGCCAUAAACAAUCCAGUCCAGGUCUCAUGUAUACACAGCAUAAAGACUGAACCGAGGUCUAUAGCUGAUCUACAAGACCUAAAUGAUAAGGUAAUGCUUAAGACAGAAACCACAUUUUGUUCUGAUACAAAUAUGACAUAUUGCUCAUCAACAAGCUGUGUACAGCUUAAAAACAUUUCUUGUCCAACUUGUAUAAAACCUGAGCUUGCUAAGAAUAUUCCUCAAUCAAACUGGAAACUUGAGGAUGCUGUAAUACUGGAGCUAAACUUUCAAGAUACCAUUGGUUGUAUUAAAACUGAGCAAGUUCCUGGUGAAGAACUUUGUCCCAUAAAAGCCGAGUAUACUGCACACAUUGAGCAGUCAGACUGCAGUCAUGAGAAUGCUGUGAAAGUGGAGUGCCACUGUCAAGAUGUCACCUGUUCAAUUAAGACUGAACAGGAUUUUGUGCAGUGUGCAAAGACAGAAGAGCAGCUUGUAUCUAAGCAAGAAGAACAAGAUCAUACUCACAUGGUGAAGACUGAGACAGGUUGGCCUGGUCAGCAUGCAAUGUGGCAGAAGAACAUUGAUGGGAAUUGUCAAGAAUUGAGCUUUGCUAUAUGCAGAACUCCUGAUGUGACAGAUAUUAUGAGAGAAAAUCAACAACAUCAGACACAUGCGACUGUUACUAAAGUCAGCAUUGAUUCCGCAACAGGAACCAGAAGUAUUGCCGAGUCUUAUCAGUGCAAAGUGUGUUUAUGUUGUUUCAGUUUUUCAACGCUGCUCAUGAAGCAUAUGAAAAUGCACUCUGAUUUUGAAGCUUACAAUUGUACUCCAUGUAGCGUUGUGUUAGAAAGAAUAGAUACUUUAAAACAGCACAAGGAAGCUAACAGUAAUAAGAGAUCUGACCAUUGUGAUGAGAGAUAUCACCAGUGUACUGUAUGUCAUGUAGCUUUCAAAAGAUUAGGUCCUCUAAAACAGCACAUGGUGACUCACAGUAAUUUGAAACCUUACCAGUGUACUUUAUGUCAUGUAGCUUUCAAAAGAUUAGGUAACCUAAAACGGCACAUGGUGACCCACAGUGAUGAGAAACCUCACCAGUGUUCUGUGUGUCAUGUAGCCUUCAAAACACCUCUUGGUCUAAAACGGCAUAAUGUGAUUCACAGUAACGUGAGACCUUUCAAGUGCAGUGUAUGUAGGAAAAUGUUCAAGCGGCCUUAUGAGGUAAAGAAACAUAUGGUGACCCACAGUGAUGAGAGACCCUACCAGUGUUCUGUCUGUCGUUUAGCCUUCAAAACACCUCUAUGCCUGAAACAGCACAAAGUGACUCACAGUGAUAAGAGACCUUACCAUUGUUCGGUCUGUGUUUUAGCCUUCAAAACACCUGCUGGCCUAAAACAGCACAAAGUGACUCACAGUAAGGUGAGACCUCACCAGUGAAGUAUAUGUAAUAAUGCUUGUAAGUGGAUAAGUGAUUUAAAAGAACACAUAGUGACCCACAGUGGUGAGUUACUUCACCAGUGUUCUUUCUGUCAUGUAGCCUUCAAAACACCUUUUGGUCUAAAACGGCAUAAUGUGACUCACAGUGAGGAGACACCUCACCAGUGUACUGUAUGUCCUUUAGCUUUCAAAAGAUUAUCUUUCCUGAAACAGCACAUGGUGAAUCACAGUGAUUUGAAACCUUACCAGUGCAGCGUAUUUAAGAAAUUUUGUAGGUGGUUGUCCAAGUUAAAAAGGCAUAUGCUUAGCCACACUGAUGUUACCUCAUCAAUGCCAUCAGUGUAGUGCUAGUUCCAUGCAGAGGGCAGUAUUAAACAGCAUGAUAAUUAACAGGGAUGGGAAAUCUCAUUAAUGCAGUGUAUGUAAACAACCACAUGGUAUGCUGUCGAGGAGAGACCGUAUGAGUAAUGUAUGUAAAGCUUUUUUUUUUUUUAAUGUUCCAUGCCCAUUUAAAACAGUGCAGUGUUAUAUAAGGAAGUCUGUUAAUGACACAUACUGACAUUAAGACAUACUCUCUUAUGAAUAAAGUGUGUAGAGGUGCUAUUUGCCUUAUUUCCGUUAAGAGGAUCAAAUAAUUUGAAAGAGCCAUUUAAAUCACCUUGUUCCCAGUGCAGUUCGUUUCUUUGGACAUUUUGUCAGUUCCCUUAUUUUUCUAUUCUUUGUAUUAAUCUUGAUCUCUGAGAGGUGAUUUGUCUACCAGAGAAAUAGCUUGUCUUUUGAAAGAACAUGUACAGAUAUUGAUGAGUAUCUUUGUGUUCAGUGUGUAAAACUGUGCUUUAGCUCCUAACCCAAAGAUGUCAUUUCCUUUUGAAAACCAUGAAAAUCCAAGAUAGACUGCACAGUACUUUAGUUUGUUGUAUGCUACGUUAUGUCUGAUAAUUGCAAAUAAAUGAACAAUGAGUUUA
Molecule: messenger RNA, 3961 nt
Organism: Pomacea canaliculata
Lineage: Eukaryota; Metazoa; Mollusca; Gastropoda; Architaenioglossa; Ampullariidae
Product: zinc finger protein 124-like
Exons: 2
Coding region: 1548-2996 (482 amino acids)
Biological process (GO): regulation of transcription by RNA polymerase II
Molecular function (GO): DNA-binding transcription factor activity; RNA polymerase II cis-regulatory region sequence-specific DNA binding
Source: RefSeq, a predicted model, not a curated record